AUGCCGGCCGCGGGGUUUAUGGGCAUGCCCAUGAAGGAUGACAUAGACACAACCUGGACCUACCUUCACGAUGGCAUUACGAUGAUCAUGACGAACCUUCAACAGGGUAUCGACCUGAAGGCGUACAUGGGGAUCUACACUGCCGUCCACAACUUUUGCAUCUCGCAAAAAGCUUCGACCUUUACGUUGCAGACGCAGGGUAUGGGUACCGGUCAACGCGGGGCUCAUCUGCUCGGCGAAGAUCUUUACAGGAAGUUGACCGACUAUCUCUCCAAUCACCUUCAGGGUUUGGUCAUCGAGUCCGCAGGCCACACCGACGAGGCGCUUCUCUCCUUCUAUAUCCGAGAGUGGCAGCGGUACACCGAUGCCGCCAAAUACAUUCACCAUUUGUUCCAGUACCUCAAUAGGCAUUGGGUUAGGCGUGAGAUCGAGGAAGGGAAAAAACACAUAUACGACGUCUACACCCUACACCUGGUCCAAUGGCGCGAUGUCCUGUUCACCAAGGUCUGGGAGAAGGUCAUGGCGGCCGUUCUCAAGCUCGUUGAGAAGCAGCGCAACGGUGAAACCAUUGAGCACAACCAAAUCAAGCAGGUGGUCGACUCGUUCGUCUCCCUGGGUCUGGACGAUGGCGACGCCUCCAAGACAACGCUUGACGUCUAUCGGUAUCACUUUGAGCGCCCGUUCCUUGAUGCCACAAAGCUUUUUUACCAGAACGAAAGCAAACAGUUUGUUGCCGAGAAUAGCGUCGUCGAGUACAUGAAGAAGGCCGAGACGCGCCUCAGCGAGGAAGAGGAACGCGUGAAGCUCUACCUCCACCCCGAUAUUGCCUUUUCUCUAAAGAAGACAUGCAAUACGGCAUUGAUCGCCGAUCAUUCCACCGUCCUUCGCGACGAGUUCCAGGUUCUCCUCGACAACGACAGGGAAGAGGAUAUGGCUCGCAUGUACAGCCUUCUGUCCCGCAUCCCUGAAGGCCUCGACCCUCUUAGGACCAAGUUCGAAACGCACGUCAGGAAUGCUGGUUUAGCGGCUGUCGCAAAGGUGGCGUCAGACGCUGACAAGCUAGAGCCCAAGGUCUACGUCGAUGCUCUGCUCGAAAUUCACACUCAAUACCAAGGGUUGGUCAAGCGCGCGUUCAGGGAUGAGCCCGAGUUCACACGGUCACUCGACAACGCUUGCAGAGAGUUCGUCAACCGCAACGACGUUUGCAAGUCAGGGUCUAAUAAGUCCCCCGAGCUCCUGGCCAAGUACACCGAUGUGCUCCUCCGCAAGAGCAGCACUGGUGUGGAGGACACCGAGUUGGAGAACACCCUGGUCCAGAUCAUGACGGUGUUCAAGUACAUCGAAGAUAAGGACGUCUUCCAGAAGUUCUACUCUCGCAUGCUCGCCCGCCGUUUAGUACAUAGCAAUUCUUCCUCAGAUGACGCCGAGACGAGCAUGAUCAGCAAGCUCAAGGAGGCCUGCGGGUUUGAGUACACCAACAAGCUCCAGCGCAUGUUCCAGGACAUGCAGAUCUCCAAGGACCUGAACAGCGGUUUCAGGGAACAUGUUCAGGCGGUCGGCAGCAAGGGCCUUGACUCAACAUACUCCAUUCUGGGUACUGGCUUCUGGCCCCUUACCCCGCCAGGGACCAACUUUAACCCACCCGGCGAAGUGGCGGCAGACUGCGAGCGGUUCAGCCGCUUCUACAAGAAUAAGCAUGAUGGGCGCAAGCUCACCUGGCUGUGGCAAUUGUGCAAGGGCGAGGUCAAGGCGAAUUAUGUCAAGAACGCCAAGAUGCCCUACACGUUCCAGGUCUCGAUUUACCAGAUGGCCAUUCUCCUUCUGUUCAACGAGAAGGACAAGAACACGUACGAAGAACUUUCGUCGACCACACAGCUGAACAAUGAAGCGCUCGACCCUUCGCUCGGUAUCUUGCUCAAGGCCAAAGUGCUCAAUCUCGAUACCAGCGGAGGCAGCGCCUCCAAGGUCGGCCCAGGCGCGGUCUUUGCUCUCAACUACGACUUCAAGAGCAAGAAGUACCGCGUCAACCUCAACGUGGGCAUGAAGGCAGAAACGAAACAGGAGGAGGCUGAGACCAACAAGACGAUCGAGGAGGACCGCAAGCUUCUGUUGCAGUCCGCCAUCGUCCGCAUCAUGAAGGCGCGCAAGCGCAUGAAGCACCAACAGUUGGUCAGCGAGACCAUCAACCAGAUUCGCGCUCGCUUCGUGCCCAAGGUUAGCGACAUCAAGAAGUGCAUCGAGAUUCUGCUUGACAAAGAAUACCUCGAGCGUCUAGAGGAUGAUGACAUCGGCUACCUCGCUUAA
Dichotomopilus funicola is the source of this 2304-nucleotide messenger RNA. Its product is annotated as Cullin-1. The record is from RefSeq and is a predicted model, not a curated record. Gene Ontology annotation, cellular component: SCF ubiquitin ligase complex. The transcript has 6 exons. Bases 1 to 2304 code for a protein of 767 amino acids. Lineage: Eukaryota; Fungi; Ascomycota; Sordariomycetes; Sordariales; Chaetomiaceae. Gene Ontology annotation, biological process: protein ubiquitination; SCF-dependent proteasomal ubiquitin-dependent protein catabolic process. Gene Ontology annotation, molecular function: protein-macromolecule adaptor activity; ubiquitin protein ligase binding.